Molecule: messenger RNA, 582 nt
Organism: Puccinia graminis f. sp. tritici CRL 75-36-700-3
Lineage: Eukaryota; Fungi; Basidiomycota; Pucciniomycetes; Pucciniales; Pucciniaceae
Exons: 4
Coding region: 1-582 (193 amino acids)
Source: RefSeq, a predicted model, not a curated record
AUGGAUCUCUCCAAGAUACAACAUUUCACUUCAACCGGCACAAGACAAGUAAACAUCAAUUGGAAACUCCGGCAUCUAUUAGAUGCAUGGAGCUGGUCAACAGUCCUCAGCUACAAUGCAGGGGUAAAGAAAUUUUUGAAAUUUCAAUCAGAAACAGGAAACCCGGUUUUCAAUCUACCAGCAACCUCUCAAGAUCUCUACGAAUUCUGUCUAUGGGCAGGCAGAACAUCGAUGCGCGGAGCGGAUGCAAUCACCUCGGUCACCCUAACGAAGUAUUUAUUUGCCAUCCAAGCAUGGCACAAUUUUCAUGGUUUCGCAUACCCCAUAGACUUGAAGGCACAAAUAAACCUAAUCUUGAAAGCCUGCGCGAAGAAAGAUGCCGAAUUUAAGCUGAGAUCAGAAAAAACAGCUCUACACCUAUGCCAGCUGAAAAAGAUAGUCGACCGCCCCCGGAAAGCUUGGGACACCCUAGGGGAUAAGCAUCCCCGAAAAUGUACAUGUGAAAAAUGGCAUGACUUCAGUGUAAAGAAUACGGCGACUUUGGGAGAUCUUUCACUUGAAAAUAAUACUAUGUUUUUGUAA